AUGCCGCGCUUCGGCCUCAUCGGCCUUCUCCUCCUCCUCACGGUGGCGACCUACUUCAUCUCUUCUGGUGAGGGCGCGGUCGACUUUGGUUACCCCGAUCGGUGCUUCUUCUCCGUGGGCAAGUCGGCCAAGGGCGCCUGGUGGUUCAUCGACCCCAAGGGCUCCCGUUUCUUCUCCAACGGCGUCGAUGUCGUCAACUACGGCGGCGACCGAAGCACCACCGGUGUGUCUGCGUACAACGACGCUGUGAAGCGCAAGUUCGGCGGAAGCCAGUCGUCCUGGGCCGACUCGGUCACGUCGCGCCUCGUGUCGUGGAAUCUCAACACGAUGGGCGCGUGGUGCGACUCGGUGGCGAUCAGCAAGGGCAUGCCCUACACGCGCGAGAUCGGUUUGGGCAAGAACUUCGGCACGUGGGCUCGUGGCAUGUUCCCCGACGUGUUCGACCCGGCGUGGGAGACGCGCGUCAACGGCCUCGCCAUGGAUCGCUGCUCGCCCUAUCGCACCGAUCCGCUCUUGAUCGGCUACUUCCUCGACAACGAGAUGUGGUGGGGUGACGACUGGCGGUUGGCGGGCAGCAUUCUCGACAACAUGCUCAUCUCGCUCAACCUGACCUCGCCCGGACGCGUCCGCGCCGUCUCAUUCCUCAAGACCAGGUAUCCGACCAUCACCGCGCUCAACAAGGCCUGGAACACGACCUACACGAGCUUCGACACCAUCAAAACGCUUCCCGGUCGUUCGGCCGUGCACACGACCGACUCUAACGACUUUGCCUACAUCGCCUCGAGCAAGUUCUUCAACGUCACCGUCUCUGGCAUGCGCACCCUCACCCGCCACCGCUUUCCCAUUCGUAAGGUGGACCCGUACCACAUGGUCAUGGGCGCGCGGUUCGUCGGCAAGCCCAUCGACGCCGUGCUCAAGGCUACGGCGGAGUGGAAUGAUGUAAUCUCGAUCAACUCGUAUCCCAGCAACAGUGAGCGCAAUGGUCCGCCCAUGUCGCGCAUCGUGGCCAUCUACAACGCCACCAACAAGCCCAUCCUCAUCGGCGAGUUUGCCUACAAGGCCAACGACUCUGGACUACCGAACACCAAGGGAGCAGGCCUCACGGUGGCGACGCAGGCUCAGCGCGCGCAGGGCUACAGGAACUACACCACCACUCUGGCUCCCCACCCGGCCUUGGUCGGAUUCCACUGGUUCCAGUGGGUAGACCAGCCGGUCGCUGGGCGCGAGAGCGACGGCGAGAACAGCAACUUCGGUCUUGUCAACAAGGACGAUGUGACCUACACGGAUCUGACCAACAUGAUGAAGACGACCAUCCCCACGCUCUCGACCUUGCACGAGAGCACCACCACGGGCCUCAAGGCUGCCAGGUGCUACACCACGUUGACAUGCCCGAACGGCUGCUCCGGCCACGGCUGCUGCAACACCAAGACCGGCGUGUGCAAGUGCGACACAGGCUUCCUGGGCGCUAACUGCGGCACCGACGCUUCCAAACUGCAAGUCACGUCGUUCGGCAGCUCGCUCAACACCACCGUGUGGACGGCGAGCACCUCGACUUCGAGCCCCAGCGAGGCCUUCCAGCCGGGCAAGGUGUCGACGUCGUCCAACCAGCUCAAGCUGGCGAUCUCGCCUUGCACGACAGCGGCGCCGUGCAGCGGGAAGAACUUCUCGGCAGGCUCGGUGUUCACGCAGUCAACGAGCUUCGGCUAUGGCAUCUACACGGCCUUCUUCAAGGCGCCUGCCACUACCGGUUUCACUGCCCAGUUUGGCUUGAACAGCCGGACGUCGUCUCUCGACGCCAUCACCCUCCGCGUGCGCGCCAACCAGGGUACUGCCAAUAAUGGCGGCACGCUCGAUUACUACAACGACGGGGCGUACAAGUAUCUCAAGUGGAUUGGCGGGCUUGCGUUGGGCAACCCGUCGUCGGGCUUCCACAACUACACGAUCCACUACAUGCCCACCUACUUUGCCUUCUACGCCGGCGGCGUCCUCCUCGGCUCGUACAACUUGACGACGGCGCUGGCCGGGCUGCCCAACUCGACGAUGGCCAUCACGCUGUUCGUCUCGGCGACCAACACUUCGCCCAAGGUGAGCGACGCCAUGUACGUCCAGUCGGUCUCCUACACCCAGGUGGGCGGCACCAAGGCCACUUGCUAG
Acanthamoeba castellanii str. Neff is the source of this 2154-nucleotide messenger RNA. RefSeq names its product agarase, putative. Bases 1 to 2154 code for a protein of 717 amino acids. Lineage: Eukaryota; Discosea; Longamoebia; Acanthamoebidae. Gene Ontology annotation, cellular component: beta-galactosidase complex. Gene Ontology annotation, molecular function: beta-galactosidase activity. The record is from RefSeq and is a predicted model, not a curated record. The transcript has 11 exons. Gene Ontology annotation, biological process: carbohydrate metabolic process.